CAUCCUAUCGGUCAGUAAUUAAACUGAACUUUCUCUUAUUUUGACAAAAGUUUUAGAUCUAGAUGGUAAGCAAGGCUGGAUGAUGUGAAAAAGUGUGAGGGACUUCACUCCGUCGACAAACUGAUAGAAUGUGGGAACGGCGCAGAAUAAGGAGUUGUUUUGCUGUGAUAUCCAUUGCCGUACUUAUAGGUAUAAUAUAUAUUGCAUAUUUCUGCCCGGGGAAUAUCUGCGGAUUCAAUUCCGAAUCCCGGGGGGACCUGGCAUCAUACUCAAAUGACGUAAACACAUAUCUGAAGGGAGUUCAUCCGCGCUUCACAUUCGAGGAUCACGAACUUCACAGAUAUCAUCCAUUCCAAAUCGAGGCAAAUGAUGUCCUUGUAUUUUUACACAUUCAAAAAACCGGCGGGACAACUUUUGGAAAACAUCUCGUGAAAAAUAUCGAGUUGGAUAAACCUUGUCAGUGUUAUAAGGGACGCAAACGGUGUGAUUGUAUGAAUGGACAGCAAAAUAUGUGGCUAUUUAGUCGAUAUUCGACGGGGUGGCGAUGCGGCUUGCAUGCUGAUUGGACGGAAUUAAAAGACUGUGUCGAGGAGUAUCUCACCGAGACGGAAGGCUACAGAGACCGAAGUCUCCAUGCUCCGGAAGGGCGGUAUCUGUACAUCACCAUCGUCCGCGACCCGGUUGAUCGUUAUCUGAGUGAGUGGAGGAACGUAGAGCGGGGCGCCACCUGGAAGAAUGCAGAACUAAAGUGCAACGGGCGCCAAGCGACUUUAGAAGAAGUGCCAUUUUGUUUCGAGGGAGAAAACUGGGAGGAUGUUAAGCUGGAUCAGUUCACCUCGUGUCCGCAUAAUUUGGCCAAUAAUCGGCAGACGCGAAUGUUGUCGAAUCUCAGUCUAGUCGGGUGUUAUAAUCGGUCAGCAAUGGCCGAAGAUGAACGAAAUCGAAUCAUGCUACAGAGUGCCAAACAAAAUCUCCGCGACAUGGCGUACUUCGGUAUUUUAGAGUUCCAAAUUUAUUCGCAAUAUCUCUUUGAACAAACCUUCAGGUUGCGUUUCAUUGAAAAAUUUGUCCAGCUCAAUGUGACUCAUUCAUCUGUCACGGACAUCACGCCCGCUCAAAAACAAACAGUCAUCAACCUGAAUAAACUUGACAUCAGUCUCUACCAGUUUGCUCGAGACUUGUUCCUGCAGCGGCUACGGACUGCGUUGUUACACGACCCGCGGGUCAAAGCGCAAAUACAUUUCGUCGACGUUCCGAAUCCCGCCGGUCUAUUGCUGGAGGAUCUUCUGAAGCGUGUCGAUUUCAAUCUGCUCACGACGGGAAAAGACGAGGGGACGCUCAGCAAGACCUUAAAGAGAAAAAUCAAAAAACAACUCCGAGGUAAAAAAAGAGAGAAGUUUGGAAGCGAUUUUGAAAAUUGAAGUCAUAACAUUGAUAUGUGCUAGUUAUUAACGCAAUUGGUUUUUCCUCUUGGUGCAACCUCACAUUUUAAACCACUUCACUACUUGACAUUUUUGACGUUAUUCGGUUGACCACUGGACUCUACAGCGUAAUUUCCGGCAAUAACGCAAUGCGUCAUGCAUCGUAGAACAUCAUGUCAUGAUGUCAUCAGACCAAAAUUCCAAGCUACAGGAGCGCGAGUCUUUACACGUCAGACCGAAAUUUCGGGCUACAGUAGUGAAGUGGUUAACUUAUCCCAGAAACAGCGUGCAGUAAUUUGAGAGGCGUUUACGCAUGUGGUUCAGACAUGCAGCCUCGGUGCAGACAAUGUCUACUUUUUACCUAUUAGUGGCGACAUCUGGGAAAUACUCAUAUUCGUCAUUUUGUCCUCCAGUUCGAUCCAAAACACAGUUCAAAUGUAUAGAAUAUUUGUAUCUUUUAUAACGUGUGAAUGAUCAUAUUAUAAGACAGUUCAAGCACGAAAUGAAUGUUGCAAUACUCAUAAAAUUUAAAACCGUUUCUUUUAUUUGCCUCCAACAUUGGUUUUAAAAUGGUCACAAUUUUACCUGAUACUAAGACUCCACAAGGUGCACUUUGGCGAAAAUAGUUUCGACCUGAUUGACCUCCAAAAUUGCUGCUCAAUGGAGGCAAUGCACAGCCUGUAAUGGCUGUAUAGUCCCGUGGUGAAGUGCUAAAAAAGCCUCGUCCCGCCCCACUUUCUUGAUUUUCUCAACGCUACAAAACUUGUGGGGUUUUAGUAAUAGGUGCCUCACUUUCGUGUUUGGAAGGGGGUACGGGUCACAAAGGUGUAUAUGAUCAUUUUAUCAUUUUAAAUUUUUUGGAUUCGUGAUACAGAGUUUGUUGAUCCGAGGAGGGAAAAGGCAUGGUGGGGAUUUGAUGCUGACUCAGCAGCAAUUAGGUUUAUAAUUCAUAUGUUCUUAUGACUUAGGUAGUUGCUUAGGUUUAUAAUUCAUAUGUUCUUAUGACUUAGGUAGUUGCUUAGGUUUAUAAUUCAUAUGUUCUUAUGACUUAGGUAGUUGCUUAGGUUUAUAAUUCAUAUGUUCUUAUGACUUUUUAAAGUUUAUAAUAUACAUACAUACAUACAUACAAUAGAUCAUUUUUAGGGCGCUUCUCAGAACGGAAAAAGCUGUUAAAAGCGCCACCUGGAUUUAUAAUUAAAAUUUCCCAAAGAGCCAAGUCUUUAGCUGGCCUCUGAAUGACACAUAGUCCUCAGCUGAUCUCAGAGAGCCGGGCAGGCCAUUCCACAGCCUUGCAGCGCAGACAGAGAAACUCCUGUCCCCAUAAUUGCUUCUGGUGCGUCGCACUGCAAGACUGCAUCCUGAUGAUGUAGCACGCGUAGUGCGGGAAUGAACAAAUGGACUGACCAGCUCCCUGAGAUAGAGAGGUGAACUGUUCCCAUAGACGGCCUUAUGCGCCAUGCAGAUGAUCUUAAACUGCGAUCGCAGGUGCACUGGAAGCCAGUGUAACCGCUUCAAUACUGGAGUCACAUGGAAGCCAUUUUUCUUCCUGUGCUAGCCCAUGUUGAGCAGUGGAUAGCAUUGCUAAACAGUGCUUACUAUACUUUUAUCUGAAUGGGCAAGUAAUAUAUAUAAGUGUCACCAGCUUUGGUAUAUAGAUGAAACCAAUGUUUGCCCGAGUGUCUAUAGCAUGUUUAAAGAGGCUGCAGAAAAAAUAUAGGAGGAUAUGACGUGCUAUGCACGUCACCGGUACGUGUUGGGGCCUGUGACAUGAUGUGCUGUGUACGUCACCGGUAGUGAAAGGGUCCUGGGGUCAAAAGUGGCAGAGACGGUGACCUUGAUUUGACAGCUUACUACUCACCUUGGCUUGGAAACUUUCAGGGGGAUACCAAUAGUAUGGUAAUCUUGAAGCCUUUGGGACCGUGACAUACUUUGUUAUUUGUGACCCGUCACAGCAAAAGCAGGGCAUGUUGCUCUGAGCUUGGCAGGUUGAGACGGACUGGUUGUUGAUUUCACUGUUGUCUGCCUUUUGUGGAAUAUGAGUACAUCAAUUUCUUCCAUUAUCUCCUAGUGUCAUUUAGGCUCAUCUUCUGUGGGACAUGCGCCUGGCUUUGCUGUGAUGGGCCACAUUUUUUUGACUUGUACAGCUUUUUUAUGUUGUGCAUUGUCUGUACAAUAUUUCAUGCCUCUUCCCUAACUUUAUAACAGCUUGUCUGCAACUUUUAUAUGUUAUUGCGUAACAAUUGUGUUCAUACCUGGCUAAACCUUUGAUCAAAAAAAUGUAGCAUUGGAUUUUGAAUUCCCUGUUUUUAGCUCACCUCUUAGCAGAGGUGAGCUUAUCCCAUACCGUGGCGUCCGUCGUCCGUCGUCGUCGUUGUCGUCGUCCGUCGUCCGUCGUCCGUUAGCAGGGCACGUUUCGUAACUGUUAGAGCUAUUGAGUUGAAACUUGGUACACAUGUACCCUUAUGUAAUGACACCUUGGAGACCAAGUUUCGGUCCGAUUCGUUUCAUGGUUUGGCCACCAGGGGGCCAAACGUUAAAAGUGAAAAUAUGCAAUAUCUCCCUUAAUAGUAGUCGGGAAAUUUUGAAAAAAAUAUGGUAGGUACUUCUAGCAAAGGUGCAUCAUAUAUCCUCCGGGUUUUUGAUUUGACCUCCUUUUCAAGGUCACAGAGGUCAAAUGGUGUAAAUUGGCCGUUAGGAUGUAACGAUGGCACGUUUCUAAACUGCAAUGACUAUUGAUACCAAAUUUGAUACACAUUUACCCCUUAGUCAGGUGAUCUCAGGGACCGAAGUUUGGUCCAAUAUGAUUCACCACUUGACCACCAGGGGACAAAAUCCAAAAACCUUAAAAAUGUGAUUUUUCCUUAACUUCUUGCCCGAUUGCCACCAAUUUGAUAUCAUGGGUACAUCUAACCACCAUACAGUAUAUGUCACACAGGUUUUUAAUUUGACCUUCUUGUCAAGGUCACAGAGGUCAAAUGGCGUAACUUCGCCGUCAGGCCGUAACUAUGGCACGUUUCUUAACUGCAAUGACUAUUGAUCACAAAUUAAGUACACAUGUACCCCUUGGUCAGGUGAUCUCAGGUACCGAAGUUUGGUGCGAUCUGAUUUGCCGUUUGGCCUCCAGGGAGGGGGCCAAAUCCUAAAUUCUUCAAAAUGCCAUUAUUCCUAAUAAUGACUUGCCCGAUUGGCACCAAUUUUAUAUCAUAGGUACAUCUAAUUCUAACAACCAUUUAAUGUGUCACCCGGGUCUUCUUUGAUUUGACCUACUUUUCAAGGUCACAGAGGUCGAAUGUACUGUAAAUUGGCCAUUUUGGGGAAAUUGUAAUUGCUUGGACCUACAUCAAACCUAACACUACAUGACACAAUACCAUGCUCUUUAUCCAUCUUUCCUCCACAUGAGGUGAGCACAAUGGCCCUGGCCAUUUCAUUUUAUAAAUUGAACUUGCCUUUUCUGUUGUCAACUGAAUUGUAGUCAAAACUUGUUGUGGAUAGACAGGGUAGGGUCUCUGGCCCUUUUUUUGUGUUCGUAGAUUUUAAUUGAUUCAGGAAUUUUGUGUUACCUGAUGUUUUAAUCCUUUGAAAACUUCUCCGACCCCUACUGUCACAAAAAAUGCCAAAAUGAACUGGUCAGGACACUCUAGCAUGCAAGAAAUCAUAUAUCUCAGCUCUGCGACCAGUCUGACGUCACAUUGACUAAGACGACCUGUUUUGAUGACUUCUUGGAUGUCGUGCCACGUCCAGGGCAUGGAGCAUGCCAGUCCUAUUCUGCAAAUGUCGGCACUGUUCAGAAGCAGCGAAUGAAGUUUUGAAUGGGCUAAAACUCCAUGACAAAAUGUCAGAUGUCAAAAUUCAUUUGAUGCAGGUAUUGUAAAAAUCUAAUCGGAAUGGCAUUUAAUGAUGUGAGAGUGAUAUGAAAAAUUUCUCAACAGCUCAAACCACACCACCGUCACAUUUUUCAGUGCGGUAAAACUAAUUGAAUGUUAUCUGGGGAUAUGAAAAAUCCUCUUUAUUCUUACACACAGGAUCUAGGGCAGUUUUUUUAUUGCCACAACGUUAUGUGUGGCAAUUAAAACCGGAAUGUCUAUCUUCCUUGCGAACCAUUUGUAACUGCUUAUAACCCAACCUGUACUCCACUCUAAGUUGGCCAUUUUUCUAAUAAGUUAGUGCAAUUCCUAUGCACUUGUAAUUCAGGUCUUGUAGAGAGAAAUGAGGGUGUAGGAAGAACAUUUAGCUACACACUCCAUGUCAGAAAAUCUACCACCUACCUCAGUAUCAAAACAAAGAACCAGGCCAAAUCAGUGAAAUUUAUUGCUUCAUUACCAGUAAUUCGGAACUAAUUGCAACACCCCGGGCCCAAAUGCACUAUCAAUAAUGUAUUGUGAUGCAUAGGGAAAGUCCUUUGUAGACAAUUUGCCAAUAGCAGAUGUGAAUCUUUGUAAAUAGAAUAGGCUUAUGAAAUAUAUUAUAUUUGUUCAUUUUCCCCUGUCCACAGUUGGUUUGUACAUUUCAUUUUGUGAAACCUAAUUGGCCCAUCUGGCGCUUGUCUUUAGUGGUGAUAUUCUCCCUUGGGGGGGGGGGGGGGUCUAAAAAUUGUGUGUUUACAUGUACCCGAUGAUCUACCGAUAAUUACAAUGCACAAAUAGAUGGUCACAGGUCUGCUGGGUAAACCAUCUGUUGUGUGGUAACCUUUCCCUAUAUCAAAUUUAUAAAUCAUCCAAAAAUAUCUGAUUACAAUACUCAACAACAUGUAAAACUCUUGCCUGUUUACUGGACUUUCAAUCAUUUUGUUGUGGUGGUCUUUGAUUAUUUUUUAGGAACUUGUACCUAAUGAAGCAGGUGGCAAGAGAUACAUGGCUUGCCCAAGGUCACAAGCUAUUUUAUGUGUCAUUGUUUGUACGGUAUCAAAUCCAGCACGGGGGGGGGGGGCAUUUUUGGCUCUGUACUACUACUGGUAUAAACUUACUCCAGAGAAAUGGUCAAAAGUCUGGGAAAAGGAUUCUCUAUUUGUGAUUCCACCCAAAAAUUUACCAAAUAUUUUGCAGCACAGACUUGCAAACUUGUUGUUGAUAAUUUCCUUGUGUGUGCUCUUAUAUAAUGAUAUGAAAGUUAUGUUCGUGUAUUUUUGCUAAUUGUGUUAGACCAGCUAGUCACAUAAUACAGCUUUUAUUGGUACUGAUAAUUUGAGUUGCUGUAUAAAGGUAAUUUAUCAUGAAGUCUUAUCAGAUUGCUGCCUCAGCUAAUCAGGUCUUAAUUGGCGCGAUUGUUUGUAAAUUUGUUCUGCUUAUUUGCCAUGGUUGUCAGGCCAGUGUUCAUUUUGGCUUAUUGCCCUGUUUUUGGAUGUGUGGACUGAAUCCGGUACAAUCUACCACCAGUACCCUAAAGUGAAACAAAUGAGGUAUGACCUGGAUGCUUCAAUUAAACAUUGGGCACAUAUUACAAAGAUUUCAAAAAAGUAUGAAGAAUAUCCAUAUAGAUUUUUCCACAUUUACACCCAGAAAAGUGAAUUCUAGUUUAACAUUCAUGAUGAAAAUCUGUCAGCUGGAAAAUGCCUUACCUUGAGAGAGAAAAACAUCUACCCUCAAAACGAAUCUGUGGAAAUGCCAGGCCUGUUUAUUUACACUAUGCCAGGGCAAUUUAUUCGUCUUCGACAAGUUGAGAACUGUUUAAAAUCAUGUUAAAACCCUCACCGAACCCAAUUAUUGUUAUUAUGUUGUGACUGAUUUACAUGUAUACUUUUUAACCAAGGGUUUGUUUGGACUUUUAUAGUGUUCUUGGGACAAUUUCGGCAUCCCGCUAUUUGCAACGAUCGAAUCGAUAUAAUUUUGUUGUUGAUUUCACGACCCAAACUACAAAACAAAUGACCUGACACUCGACUGCUUGUAAUGCAUGUAUUCAUUACUGUGUGCAAUUUAUAUCUGUAAUUUAGGAUUUAAUAAUAGACUCCGGGUCCAAUCGGAGUAAUUUAGCAAUCAAAAAUUGAUUAUGAUAACGUCAUGAUUCAGAUUCAUUUGGGUAGACUAAGUGUAUGUUAACCCCUUUGCAUUGUAGCCAACUUUUGGUGAAGAAUAAUAUUACACUGCAAAGGGAUUAGACAUGUUAAAGGGGGAAUAUAGGCAGGAAUGUACUGGGCCAGAUAAGGUUACGUAGAGAUGCUAUUAGGUCUCUGACUUUUUGCCGGCCCUAUAAUUCCUAUAAAUCCUUAUAUUGUUUUGAUCUCCCUAUAAAUGCCUAUUUUUGGCAAAAUUUGCCCUACAUGUAUAGGCCCUAUUUUUUGGUUUCCCUUUGCCCUAUAAUUACUCGAAUUUACUCGAAUUGUUCCUGUACUGUUGUUUCAGAGGCAAUUGAAAGCUACUAUUUAAGAGAAUGUGUCACAGUUUAGAAUGGGAAAAACUACCUAACUACUUCUUUAAAAUUUAAACAGCUUUGAUGUUAGGAUCACAUUGUGUUGAACAUGUACAUUUUAUGACUGAAGUAAAAGUAUUUUGAAGCCAAAAGAAUGUUUCGACUGGUGGAGAGGGGUCAUUCUGUCAUUUUGUCGGUGUAAAAAAAGCCCUCACCCAUUAAUCAUCUCGUCCAAUCUAAGAUUUUACAGAGGCAAUGGAGGGGAGGGCGUUAACAAAAAUUGAGGUCCAUAUUUGGUACGCAUGCAUACAGGCAGAGUGGCGAGAUUGAAGAGGUAAUUUGAACAUAUGUUUUAGCCAUAACAUCUCACUGUGUAUGGAAAAGAUGAGAUGUUCAGGUUAAUAUUAUAAGAUUUCAAUGAUUUCGAAUGUUUUUAGAUUACUUUUGUAUGAAACCAAGUUUCAUUGUGUUUUAUUAUGCAGCAUGACAACAUCAACUGUGCCAUUGACUACAUACACAAGUACUAGUCUGGCCCGGCUGUUCAAAGCUCCGCUGACUGGUUUUGCGGCAGCUAAACCACCGUUAUCUUAGCGUGUCCCCAAGUUUGUUCCGUCAGGCUAAGCGGCUGCUAUGCCAGCGCUAAGUUAGCAGAACUGGAACCGAAAGGGCUACGCAAUUGGGUGCCACCAAGUUUAGCAGCUGUCAGUACAAAUUAGCGGUCGCUGAAGUUUAAAGCUAAAGGCUAAAGGCUUUGAACAACCCGGGCCUGGGCUCUCGAUCUCUAAUCAGGACACCUCUCUAUAUAAGACAGAACUUGUCAGUCCCGAGGGUGUCCUUGAUAGAGAGGUUCUACUGUAGUACUGAAAACUAUGUGUACC
This is a messenger RNA of Lineus longissimus, 8641 nucleotides long. RefSeq names its product heparan-sulfate 6-O-sulfotransferase 2-like. Gene Ontology annotation, cellular component: membrane. Bases 129 to 1421 code for a protein of 430 amino acids. Gene Ontology annotation, molecular function: heparan sulfate 6-sulfotransferase activity. NCBI's taxonomy places the organism in Eukaryota, Metazoa, Nemertea, Pilidiophora, Heteronemertea, Lineidae. The transcript has 4 exons. The record is from RefSeq and is a predicted model, not a curated record.